This is a messenger RNA of Dibothriocephalus latus, 540 nucleotides long. NCBI's taxonomy places the organism in Eukaryota, Metazoa, Platyhelminthes, Cestoda, Diphyllobothriidea, Diphyllobothriidae. The record is from the annotation of a GenBank genome assembly.
AUGUUUCUUGCCGUGGCAUUGCUUCGGUCUGUGUGCGACUCCAAAUCCAAGUGGUGCGAGAAGGCGGCCGACAACCGCCGAGACGUUUUUGACGUACGGGAUCGCUCACCAAAUUUUGGGGUCCGUGCGACUUUGUCGGACAUCUCGUUUGCGCAAGCACCGGUUGACGAAUUUGCGCGUAUAGCCAUUUUCACUGAACAUUCGUCGAAGGUAUUGUAUCUCGGCAACUUUAUCUUCUGGUUUACUGCAGUGCGUCUCAACACGCCGAUAGAGCGUCCUUACGCAACUGCGUUUGUAGCUGAUUGGGUUGUUGCUGUUGUAAUUCAGUACUUGAAUCGUGCCACCACAAUCUUUACAACAGACGAGGACAUUAAGGAAGGCCAGUUGGCUGUUCUCUUCUUCCUCCAUCGUAAAUUGGAUGUCCGGGAAGACGCUAUUGAGACGCUUCUUAAACGUGAGCACCUGAUCCCGUUCGACGAUGGCGAAGGUGUCAUCCACAUACCGUGUCGCGUCGUCUUCUAUUUCUCAAUUACUUCUUGA